This is a messenger RNA of Bufo bufo (common toad), 1374 nucleotides long. RefSeq names its product toll like receptor adaptor molecule 2 (gene TICAM2). The record is from RefSeq and is a predicted model, not a curated record. Gene Ontology annotation, molecular function: protein kinase binding. Lineage: Eukaryota; Metazoa; Chordata; Amphibia; Anura; Bufonidae. Gene Ontology annotation, biological process: positive regulation of cytokine production involved in inflammatory response; TRIF-dependent toll-like receptor signaling pathway; lipopolysaccharide-mediated signaling pathway.
AUGCACGGGAACAGAGACUGGAGCAAUGGAGACAGCAGCUUGCAGAAAAUGCAAGGCAGCAUAAAAGAGCUCUCCUUUAAAAAACAAGUCAACUUUCACCACGGAGAUCACCAAGGCGGAGAUUGCGAUAUAUUUUAUAAGUUUGUCAUCUUACAUGCAGAGACUGAUGAACUGGAGGCAAUACGAGUGAAGAACAUGCUUCAAGAUGAAUUUAACAUCAAACCAGUCAUAUUUGCAGAGAUGCCUGCAGGACAACAGAUUCUCAAAAAUCUUGAUGACGCAGUGAAUGGUUCAGCGUGGACUAUACUAUUACUGACUGAAAACUUCCUCAGAGAAGCCUGGUGUGAAUUUCAUUCCCAUGCCACAUAUAAUUCCAUUCACAUGCACCAUAAAUAUAACUCUGUGAUUCCCAUGCGACCAAAAGACAAUUACCUUCCAAGAGAGAAGACACCAUUUGCACUAAAACUAAUAAACGCAUUAGAAGAAGGGAACUCUGAAUUCUCAAAGCAAGUAGAGAACCUUCAGGAUCACCUUUAUAAAAAACAGUAUAACAUAUGGAAGGCUGAGAAGGAAGGUAUGGAUCAUCAAAGCCAUAAAUGGCAUUGGACUCACAUAAGAUGUUCAAUACGAAAGGAAUAUUCCAGCUGCGUAAUAAAAUCUAGUCUGGGUAAUUUUAACCGCCAAUCUAAAGAAACUAAAUAUAUGGGUCAAACAAAGAUGUACGAUGGGGUUGUCCACACUUCCAUCAGUACUUUUCUAUAAGGUUCCUGUUGCUCCGCAUUAUUCUAUCCAGUAAAAAAAUAGAAACCCAUUGUAAGUUCAUGGAAUCCAUAAAAAAUUGAUAGAUUCGAGGUUUUAAGAUGCAAAGGAUUACUAGAAAAAAAAAAUAUAUAUUACUCAGAACAGUUCCUGGCCAGUGAAGACCCAUUAAAAUUGAUUAAUGCUCCUGCCUUUUUUGAGUGGAUGUUUGCUUCCUAUUUCCACUCUUCCCAUGUUAGUUUGGAACCAUGGGGUGCUUUGGUCUGCACCUCCUUCCAUCUCCCCUUUCCUCUUCCUUCCUCACACACAGGUGUAGUAUCUAUAUAACUUGUAAAAUAUGGCAGCGGCCACUGGCUCCAUAGUCCGAAAGGAUCGCCCCUUCUUUCUACAUGCAAUGACUCUGAUUGGAAUCCCCAGGAGUUUCUCCCUAUGAUAUUCACUGUCACCUUAUCUCUGUCAUGGAUAAUAUGCUUAUUGCUGUUGUAGGUCUAACCUUGAUAGGUUGCUGAACUGCCAGUAAGCCAGAAGGUACUUCCUCUGGGCUAUUAAACGUCACUCCUUCCCUCCCCCUCUUCCCUUUUUCUUGUAAGUCAUGAUGUACACAACUGGUUGAAA